Molecule: messenger RNA, 480 nt
Organism: Lichtheimia ornata
Lineage: Eukaryota; Fungi; Mucoromycota; Mucoromycetes; Mucorales; Lichtheimiaceae
Exons: 2
Coding region: 1-480 (159 amino acids)
Source: RefSeq, a predicted model, not a curated record
AUGGAUGUAUCACAUCAGCAACAAACAACAAUGUUACGUGUCCUUUUGGUGCUGUCAAGGUGUAUCCAUCUCUCAUGGCAUUCAUCAUCAAGUAUCGCUUGGAGAACCGGCUAUCAGAAUUGGUCAUUGUGUCGACAUCUCUACAGCAAGGAAAUGUGUUAUGAUUACUGGGUGGCAUCAAACAUCGUGGAUUCUCAUAUGACACUGGCUAAAUCAACAUUUGAAUUUGGGUGGGUGUCUCAGAAGCAAGCAAGUGAUCUCUAUCUUAUAGUUGUGGUUGUCAAGGAUACCGUUUCCAUGGUUUUGGAAAUCAGCUACACCUGCAAGUCGUCUCUUUAUCGGUGGAUCUUCAGAGCAAUGUUUUUAUCGGUGCCAUGGCGGAUCUCCUUCCUCAAGAACUUGUAUGGAUACCUUGGGCGUCCUCUUGGCUUCUCGCGUAUGCUUUUCAUCAAGACCGGAUUUACUUGUUGCAGUGCAUGA